GCUGCCAUGAUAAAGCUGUCCUGUUGUAUGAAUACGUAGGGAAGAGGGUGGUGGAUCUUCAACAUACAGAAGUCCCAGAUACCUACAGGGGCAGAGGAAUCGCAAAACAUCUGGCCAAGGCCGCUUUGGACUUCGUGGUGGAGGAAGAUCUGAAAGCCCACCUCACUUGUUGGUAUAUCCAGAAAUACGUCAAGGAGAACCCACUGCCACAAUACAUGGAACGUUUACAGUCUUAACACAGAACCUUGCUUGGAGAUGUCCGCCAGGCCCUUCUUUUAGUGACUGGCCCUGGCCUCAAAAGCUCUCACGGGGGACGCCCUCGCCUGCUUCUGCACAUGCUCAGAGGCCCUGCUUUUGGGAAAAAAAACAAACAAGCCAGAUGCCAUGAUUUCUCAACCAUGCUUCCAAGCCGUCCGGCUGACCGAGAAUUUUACAGUCUGCAUUUGGCAGGGAAAUCCUCAGGCAAAAUCCAACCUCCUGCCAGUGGGGUGAACUUGUGGUGGUAUAGAAGGCAUGGGGUGGGUCUGGUUUCCAACAAGGGUUGAGCUAAAGCAAGUCUGCUCGGCCGGUCUUCUCCAGCAUGGAGAAGACAGAAGCCAAGCUAUCGGGGUGUCUUUGAACUCUUGGCUAGGUUGAUCGUGCGGCCACGCGGUGGAUAAACAUGGAGCCGGAUACAAGCGGUCCAAUCAACGUUGAGCUCCUGCCAUAGGAUCUCACCACCCUGCCGAAGCAUGGACGGACAUGGAGAAAUUACUUUCCACGGGGACGCUGGCUCAACUGAGCUCGCAAACAGGGCAACGCGUUGGGUGUUUUGAGGUGAUGGUGUGUGAAGAAGAAGCUUAGGUGGAUUCUACGGACAUUUUGAGGAAUGGGCUGGCGCUGCUAUUUAUCUCGUUUUGGUGGGCCCUCCCUUCCCUUCUCAAUCUCCCCUGGUGGGGAAGGAUUCCCGUUGCAUGGAGGAAGAAGAGGAAGACGAAGAGCGAGGGGCUAAGAAGGAUGGACACCAGGAAAAGGAAGGGAAGAGUGUUGAAAAAUGAUGGACACCUCCAACCAGAAGAGAGACGUUUUCUACUCGAGCCAUUUUGGGGGGGGUGGGGGUGUGUGAAAUGGAUCCAUAAUGCAGAUAGAGUAAGUGAGGUGGAAUCCUACAAGGGGGGGGGGGCUGAAAUGGGAGAUGCCGUUAGGAGGUCUUCUUUGAGACGAAUUGGCUCCAACUUGGCUCAAGGGAAAGAGGGAGUGAAACUAAAGAAGUCUACUCCAUGGGGGGUAGGGGGAGAAGUUUGCUUCUCUUGGAUCGAACGGCUUCAUUUCUUCAACCCUUCGCUUCUGGCGGAGGCAGCCGGGGAUCCUGGGAAGAGUGGGUCAGAAUAGUGGGAUAGA
This is a messenger RNA of Thamnophis sirtalis, 1380 nucleotides long. The record is from RefSeq and is a predicted model, not a curated record. NCBI's taxonomy places the organism in Eukaryota, Metazoa, Chordata, Lepidosauria, Squamata, Natricidae.